Linnemannia hyalina is the source of this 369-nucleotide messenger RNA. The record is from the annotation of a GenBank genome assembly. NCBI's taxonomy places the organism in Eukaryota, Fungi, Mortierellomycota, Mortierellomycetes, Mortierellales, Mortierellaceae.
AUGGGGCGCCACCAGGGUGAAGACGACCUUCCAGACCGUAUUGAGAGCAAACCCCACGCCGCCCACAAGUUGGUCGACUACGCCAGCGGGUUUAUCCUCCCCGUCUAUGGCAAGAUCACCGUUACCCUCCAGAAAGAUGGAAAAGCCCUACAGAUGCGGUACAUGACGGUGGAUAGUCGACUGGGGUAUUAUCAUUACGAGUCGUUCAAGGGCCGUGUGCACGAUUUCGUGGUGAAGGGGUAUGUAUUCUUGACGUUUGUCAUGGGCGCCGAUGAUGAUGUCGAGACGGCAGAAGCGGUCCUUCCUGGGGGAACUGUCCCUUUGAAACUCAAGAAGACCGAGGCUGGUGCUGCGCCAAAGGAAGAGUAG